Drosophila teissieri is the source of this 1196-nucleotide messenger RNA. It is a transcript of the gene GV1, whose product is annotated as transcription elongation regulator 1. The coding region runs from base 190 to 1089 and encodes 299 amino acids. The record is from RefSeq and is a predicted model, not a curated record. NCBI's taxonomy places the organism in Eukaryota, Metazoa, Arthropoda, Insecta, Diptera, Drosophilidae. The transcript has 5 exons.
CGCUGCUUUCAGUGUGGCCCGUGUCUUCAAUGAGUUUUGUCAUGCUUUAGCGCAGAAACAGCGGUUCGAUAUCGAGAUACCCACAGCAGAUAAACAGUAUAAUAUACUAUAUCCUUCAGAUACCAGCAGCGGCAAACUAAGCGACUUAGAAGUUUCGGGUUUCAUUUGACCAUACACAAUCGACACAAAAUGCUCACUCCUUGCCUGCUGCUAGUCGCCACAGUCGCCAGCUUCAGCCUCCCGACGCUGGCCAUUCGGGUGGACUGGGGCACCAACACAGGACCGAUAGCACCACCUCCGCCGCGCACCACGCCGCAGCCACCGAGGAAGCCAUACCGGGAUCCAGCGCCCGUCUGGGAGGACCAGAGCGAUGACGUACCCAACCCCAAUCCCUAUGUCUUCGUAUUGCCACCGCCUUCGAGACCAAGAACAUGGGCGAUUCCCGCCGGACCCUAUGCGCCGCCCAACUACAACAACCUGCCGCCCAAGGGCAACAACUACGGCCAGCUGGCCAGCAACAACUACAGCGGAGGAGUGACCUCCGUGCCGGGACUGGCCGCCCAGUACGUGCCCGGAGUGGGCAUCCAGUAUACGGCUAUUGUGCCCGACAAGCUGCAGGGCAAAUACAACGCGAAGACGAAGAAGUACAAGGCCUACGAGAAGGCCAAGUACGCGUACCCCUGGAACUAUUUGCAGCAGUUGCCGGUGGAGGAGAAGGCCUUGGAAUGGCAGGCGGAGCUCGAGAAGCGGCUCGAUGAGGAGCAGGCGCAGUCGCGGUCUCAGGCUCUCAGUUCCUCCACGACAAGCACCACUUCCAGCACCUCAACAGCCACCAUCACCACCACUACCACCACCACCACACCGGCACCACUUCCAUCUGCAGACAGCACCACAACUGCCGCAUCGUCGACAACAUCUACGAGCACGCAGCAGCCCACAACAAUUGCCAAUUACAAGCUGGCACACGAGAAGAGCGCCCAUCUGAAGAAACACAACAAGCAGAAGAAGCUCCUCCAGCUGCACAUGGAGCAGGAGAAGAAGGCGCUGAAGAAGCUGCAGCAGGAGCAAAACUCGUUGCAGACCAGUUGAGCGGGCGCCAUCGACGGCUAGCUGCUGAAAAACAAGCAAACAUUUAAGCGAACAUUACCUUUAAGACUUGCCCACAAUGUUGUAAAUAACUAUUAAUAAAAUUAAAC